AUGCUCUUUGCUUUAAACCUUUCCCACAAUAGCUUGACAGGACCAAUCCCGCGGGCGUUUUCUAACCUCAAGGACAUGGAAAGUCUAGAUCUUUCCUACAACAAUUUGUCUGGGAAUAUCCCUCCUGAGUUUGCGGUGUUACAUUUCUUGGAGUACUUCAAUGUGUCGUACAACAACUUAUCUGGAAAGACGACAGAGAGGGCUGGGCAGUUGGGAGCCUUUGAUGAAAGCAGCUAUUUGGGUAAUCCUUUUCUUUGUGGUUCAUUGGUAGGAAGGAACUGCUCGCCCAUCGACGUUGCACCACCAUUGACACCAAAGGCUUCAACUGGCAAUGCAGAAGACCAUGGUUUAAUUGAUAUGGAUGCCUUCUAUGCAAGCUUCUUCGCGUGUUACAUAGUGGUGGUGUUGUGUAUCGCAGGUGUUCUGUACAUAAAUCCUUAUUGGAGGCAAGCAUGGUUCUACCAUGUACAAACGAUCGCUAAUUCUUGCUACUAUUUUGUGGUAGACAAUCUCCCCAGAAAAUUUCGUGGUGGAUAUAUGUAG
Molecule: messenger RNA, 543 nt
Organism: Hibiscus syriacus
Lineage: Eukaryota; Viridiplantae; Streptophyta; Magnoliopsida; Malvales; Malvaceae
Product: receptor-like protein 9a
Exons: 1
Coding region: 1-543 (180 amino acids)
Molecular function (GO): protein binding
Source: RefSeq, a predicted model, not a curated record